Messenger RNA from Cotesia glomerata, 1445 nucleotides. RefSeq names its product antichymotrypsin-2-like. The record is from RefSeq and is a predicted model, not a curated record. Bases 73 to 1311 code for a protein of 412 amino acids. The transcript has 7 exons. Gene Ontology annotation, molecular function: serine-type endopeptidase inhibitor activity. Lineage: Eukaryota; Metazoa; Arthropoda; Insecta; Hymenoptera; Braconidae.
AUUUUUUCUACGGAUAAGUAACGUAUAAGGAUAAUACAUACCCACUUGUUGCGACAAAUCGAAAAUAGUACCAUGGCGAUCAAAAUUAUGCUCUGGAUCCCAUUUAUAAUUACAAUUUGCACCGCUCAUUAUACAUCCGGUUUUAAUUUCGAACGCGAUGAAAAUAUGCAAGCAAUUCAUGACAUAUCACUCGGAAUUAAUCGAUUCACUGUUGAGUUACAUAAGAUUAUUUCAAGGAAUGUAAAAAGUUUCGUCAUAUCACCAUUGAGCGUAGCCCUAGUACUCAUGAUGGCAGCUUGUGGUGCGGAUGGUGAAAAUGCUGAAGAAAUGAAGUCUGUACUACAUUUUGAUUCUGAUAAUUCCGUUCAUCGAACGGGCAUACAUUCCAUGCUCGAAAUGUUUAAUGCCAUUCAAACAUCAGAAGUUAAAAUGGCAAAUAGAAUGUAUAUCAAAAAAGGAAUAAAAAUAUACCCUGACUAUGUAAACUUAAUUAAGACGACUUUUAAUUCCUCGAUUGAGAAUGUUGAAUUCGAAAAUUGUGCUGAAACGGCUCAAGCAAUCAAUCAAUGGUGUGCAGAACAAACUCACCAACGUAUUGAAAAAAUUAUCGACCCCAAUGAUAUUGAUCAGGAAACUAUGCUAAUCCUUGUAAAUGCAGUGUACUUCAAAGCACUAUGGAGUUCAGCUUUUGAAAAAUCAGAUACAAAUUUAAAAACUUUCCAUCUCAAUAAAUUUGAAACCAAAGAAGUACCAAUGAUGUGGCAGUCUAUUGAAACAUCUUAUGGAGUUCUUUCUGAAUCCAAUGCAACUUUUGUUCGGUUACGUUUCAAGAGUAAUUAUGUGUAUGAAUACCUGAACAUGAUUGUUAUGUUGCCAAACGAAAUUGAUGGACUUGACAUUAUUGAAAAUAAUCUUCACAAAUUGGAACCAAGUGCUGUCAAAGGCACACGAUGUCUAGUAAGAUUAUUCUUACCAAAAUUCAAAAUGGAAAACAAAUUCGAUUUGACAGUACCACUCAACCAAAUGGGAAUGGUUACUCCAUUUCAAGACAAUGCUAACUUUUCUAGAAUGAGCAAAAAACCUCUUGAAAUGAAAAUAGCUAAAAUUGUUCAAAAAACGAUUUUUGAAGUAAAUGAAAAAGGUGUUGAAGCAGUUGCUGCUACACAAGCUACUUUAAACUUCAGAUUUGGUAAAGGAUAUAACCCGUACUUAAAAAAAGUUGAUUUUGUUGUUAAUCGACCAUUCAUGUAUUUGAUUACAAACAAAAAUACUAUUCUAUUUUCCGGAAAGGUUACUGAUCCUGAUUAUUGAUAUACAUAAUAAAUAAUUAAUCAUAAAUAUGACUUAUAAUAGUUAAUAAAUACAGUCCAUUUUCAUGGAGUUUUUAAUAUAGAAAGAUAGUGGUUAUUAAUCUUAGUAAAUAGAAGGAUCCUUUGAGACAUAAA